AGUCCGGGCAGCACCGGGCUGAGCCUCCCUGCUCCAUCCGCAGCCCGGCACCGCCGCUGCCCCUGGGCGAGGGGGCAGAGAGGAGAGGUCGGCAAGGAGAGAACCUUGCCCAUGCUGCGGGGAAAUGAUGUGGGCUUGGUUUCUUCUUCCAGGCUCGUCGGAAAGAUGAAUUCCCUCCUUGCGCUGGCCGUGCUUGCUGCCUGGGGCUCAUCCCUGGCUGGUGGGAACCUCUGGGAUCUGCAGAAGAUGCUCACGAAGGUGACCGGGAGAAACGCCUUCCUCUAUUACUCCUCCUACGGCUGCUACUGCGGCAUCGGUGGCCACGGACGGCCCAAGGACGCCACGGACAGGUGCUGCCAGCUGCACGACACCUGCUACGACGGCCUCCUGCGCCACGGCUGCAACGCCAAGAAGCAGCGCUACCACUACGGCUGGCACGGCAGCAGCCCCGCCUGCAGUCAGGGCUCCUGGUGCGCCCAGCUCUCCUGCGAGUGCGACCGCAGCCUGGGGCUGUGCCUGAAGAGGAGCCUGCGGAGCUACAGCGGGCGCUACCGCCUGUACCCCCGGCACAAGUGCAGGUGACGGGGCCUGGGGACAGCAGGAGGAGGAGAUGCUUCGGGUUUGCCCUCUGCUCCGAAUGGAUUUUGGCACCUGGAGCUGCGCGCCCG
Molecule: messenger RNA, 668 nt
Organism: Oxyura jamaicensis (ruddy duck)
Lineage: Eukaryota; Metazoa; Chordata; Aves; Anseriformes; Anatidae
Product: basic phospholipase A2 Cdr-13-like
Exons: 4
Coding region: 112-582 (156 amino acids)
Biological process (GO): lipid catabolic process; negative regulation of T cell proliferation; arachidonate secretion
Molecular function (GO): calcium ion binding; phospholipid binding
Source: RefSeq, a predicted model, not a curated record